AUGGUGUCAUGCAGAAAAAAAUUGAAACAAGUGCUUUUGAGAUUGGAAGCCAUGGAUUACCGUAUUGAUGAGCUUCGUAAAUCCAAUGAUGCGAAAGACGAGUCCCUAAGAAAGAUUUUGCUGGUCAUAAAGAUGGAGCGCAGCGAGCAGAGGCACUAUUUAAAAAGCCGAAGUGUGAAUCGGAAUUACGUGGAAAGUUAUAAAACUCCGAGUGGAAGUCUUACAGAUCAACAACCCAAGAACGGAGCUCAGCAUACCUCUAACAACAACAGAAAUAUACCACUGACGGCUCGAGAAGAGGAAGAAGAGAGGUCUCAGAGUAAUUGCCAACUAGCUAUUCCAGGUGCCGAAAGAAAUAGCAAUAAUGAAGAUAAUAACUUGCUGUUUCUAAAACGGUCAGGGAUGAUGUCUAGGGGCUUGCGUACUGUAGUUGAUUUGGUGAAAGAGUGGUACGAAGGGCAAGAUUCAAAGCUUUCUGUUGUUGAAAAAGAUCAAAUUCUUGGUGCCAAAUGGAGAACGAGCACCUAUUACCGUCGGAAAAGGGUGAUCUUCCUAAUCGAAGCUAGUUUGAAAUUACCAGAAUAUGGAGAUUUGACCACUCGCCAGUACGCAGAAUAUCUUGAUACCUAUUUAAAGCAGAGCAACUUGAACUUGCUGCAAUUCACCUUAAAGCUUUCUAAAGGAUGUACUCCAGACACCGAAAAUUUCAAAGAGAUCAAUUGUGCCAUUUCAGAAUUAAUAGCUCAUAACUCUUAG
Meyerozyma guilliermondii ATCC 6260 is the source of this 756-nucleotide messenger RNA. RefSeq lists its product as uncharacterized. The record is from RefSeq and is a predicted model, not a curated record. The transcript has a single exon. The coding region runs from base 1 to 756 and encodes 251 amino acids. Lineage: Eukaryota; Fungi; Ascomycota; Pichiomycetes; Serinales; Debaryomycetaceae.